Messenger RNA from Danaus plexippus (monarch butterfly), 2217 nucleotides. It is a transcript of the gene l(3)72Dn, whose product is annotated as U3 small nucleolar RNA-associated protein 4 homolog. Lineage: Eukaryota; Metazoa; Arthropoda; Insecta; Lepidoptera; Nymphalidae. The transcript is spliced from 11 exons. Gene Ontology annotation, cellular component: t-UTP complex; 90S preribosome; small-subunit processome. Gene Ontology annotation, molecular function: RNA binding; protein binding. Gene Ontology annotation, biological process: maturation of SSU-rRNA from tricistronic rRNA transcript (SSU-rRNA, 5.8S rRNA, LSU-rRNA). The record is from RefSeq and is a predicted model, not a curated record. Bases 79 to 2181 code for a protein of 700 amino acids.
AUUGCUUAAUGUCAAUCCUUGAGACCAUGUGUUCUUGUUUUUAAAUUUAUAGAAAAAAUAUACAUUAUUUUUAAGAAAAUGCCUUGUAAGCUUCAUCGAGUGAGAUAUUAUAAUCCAAAACCGGUACAAAUAAAUUGUGUCUCAUUUAAUAAAAGCAGUAAAAGAAUCGCAUUGGCUAGACAGGACGCGUCUAUAGAAAUAUGGGAUUUAAAUUUUGCACCUCUCCUUGUGCAAUGCAUUUCUGGCACGGAAGAUACUUCGGUGGAAGCUCUGGGUUGGGUGCACGACAGGCUUUUAUCAACAGGCCUUGGCGGUGCUCUUAUAGAAUGGGAUCUCGAAAGUCUGACGAUAAAAUUUUCAGUUAUGCUCACGGGUUACGCUGCGUGGUGUCUUGAUGUUAACUCGGCAAACACUGUGGUAGCUGUUGGAACAGAGCAAGGCUACAUCAACUUAUACUCUGUAGAAAAUAAUGAAAUUGUUUAUAAAAAACUCUUUGACAAACAGGAAGGCAGGAUUAUGUGUUGUAAAUUUGAUAAAACCGGCAACACUCUGGUUACAGGCUCGGUGGACACCAUAAGAGUUUGGAAUGUAGAGAUGGGAUAUGCAACUUGCAGGAUUUCUGUCAACAGAAGGGGGAAAGAGACUAUAGUGUGGUCGUUAGCCGUACUGUCUGAUAACACAGUUGUGUCCGGUGAUAGUCAUGGAAGACUUACAUUCUGGGAUGGCAAUCUUGGAGAUCAGAUUGAAUCCUACACAACCCACAAGGCUGACAUUCUAUCCAUUGUUGUGUCUGAUGAUGAGAGGAGUUUAUACUGCAGUGGAGUAGAUCCGGUCAUAACCAACUUUGUCAAAGUCAAUAACAGCGCGGGCAAACAGACAUGUGCUCGCUGGGUGAAAAAUGUUCAGAGGAAUAUUCACGAACACGAUGUAAGAGCCCUUGUUUUGAAUGGAGAAAAAUUAUUAUCAGUUGGAGCGGAUGGAUAUUUGACGCUGUCAAGUUACCCGCCAAAGUGGGUGAUGCGAAUCCCACCCAUGAUACCAGCACCGAGAUCGUGCGUCAGCGCUCGCAACAAGUUACUACUACUUAGAUACAGCAAUUAUCUUGAAAUAUGGAAGUUGGGCUCGUAUGCCAUCAACAAGAAUGGGAAUGUCACAGUGAAUAGUGUCAACGUGGAGCCGAGUGUCAACUCAGGCAGCAACCAGUUGGAGCAAGAUUCACAGUUCAUCAGUCAAGUAGGAAAACACACUCAGAAACAGAGCUUGAAGCUGAUAGAUCAGCCGACGCGCCUGGUCUGUAUACAGACUAAGGGAAAAAAACAGAUAAGAUGGUGUGAGAUGUCACCCAGUGGGGAAUUGGUUGUGUAUUCAACGGACAGCGAUUUGAGAAUGCUGAAGUUGGAUUGUGACGAUGAUCAAAGUAACGUAUCCCUCACCAAAGUAUUCAUAAACGGCAUAUCACACUGUGAUCGUGUUGCCUUCACCGCUGACUCGAGGACGUUGGUGGCAUACGGAGAUGGGACAGUGUUCAUACUGCAGGUGGACCCGGAAUCUGGUGCCACGGUGGUGCAGACCUUACCAUGCGACCAAUAUCUUAAGAUGAAGUCUAUUCUACACCUUGUUGUAUCGAAGGAUGUUUCCAGACAUAUAUAUGUGGUCGUAUCGGAUACUCAGGGGAACAUAGCUGUGUUUGUGAAGAACUAUCUCAAGUUUGAGUUCCACGCUUCAUUACCUAGAUACCAUUGUUUGCCAUCGGCUAUGUCAAUUGCUGGAAAGACUCUCAUCAUUGCUUAUGUGGAUCAGAAGAUAAUACAGUACGAUCUGUCUCGUAAAAAACUAAGCAAGACAAAUUUCUAUGACGUUCCAAGUUUGAGCAAGAGGACUUGGGCUAUAACUGGAGUGACGUCACAUCCCGUGAGACCGGCAACAAUCUUUUAUGACGAGACUUCAUUGUCGGUCAUGGAGAGAACCUUGGAGGUUGGAUUUCAGAAUGGAUCUUACGAACCAGCGUCAAAGAUGAAGAACAAAAACGAUAACAAGUACCACGGAUUAAAAAUUAUUCCCUUCAAGUAUUUGGUUGGAUUCCACUGGCUGGGUGACGACGAGGCUGUAUCGUUGGAAGUCUUACCCGAGAAUAUUAUAUCACAGCUACCGCCGGUGUUGGCUAUGAAAAGACAUUCAUGAUAAAUGUAUUAUAUAAAUAAAAUAAUAAAUAAAUAA